CAUCUCGAGCUCCGUUCGCCGCCACUUCACACCUCAGAUCGCCGCCGUCAACUCUCCGGCGACUCUCUUAUUUCGCAAUGUGUGAAUGAAUGAAUGAUAGCUUCAAUAAAUCAAGUACACUCACUGUGUUCAUCACCUCACCAUGCUUUCUCGUUUAAUUCCCAAACCCUAUCAUUUCCGUCGCUUCUUCUCUCUUCCUUCGAAGCAUUCCCAUUUCCCCAAUCCACAUUUCAAUCCCUAUUUCACCAUCAUUCCCAAAUUCUUUUCCUCCACCAAUAGCAGCGACGACAACAACAACAACAACAACAACAGAAAUAUCAAGGAACCGUUUUCUUCCGGUGCCUUAAGGGGGUUUCUGGAUAGCGAAGAAAAGUUCGAAUCUUUCAUCGCCGACGACAGUGGAGGCCUUGCCGGAUUGAACGAGGAGGAAGGAGAAGGUACUGGGGCCAAAGCAGGGAACAAGGAGGAACAGUGGUGGUUGCAAGAGAAGAGUCUUGAUAAUGAAGAUGAGGAUGAUUUAUUUGAAGGUGUUGGCAAUGAAACUGGAGACAAUGAUGGUGGUUUUGGUGGCCAAUUUGGGGUGAUAGGAGAGGGCCUUAAACCUUGGAGCUUGAAGGAGAAGGAGGAGGAGGACAAAGAUGAUGUGUUUAAUUUUCAAGAGGAUGUGAGUCAGGUGGGGGAGUUUAGUGUUGUGGACAGUGUAGGCUUGAGAAGUGAAACAAAUGAGGAGGAUGUUGUGAAGCUUGAGAAGGAAGAGAAAGCUCUGACUGAUAUACUCAAAGGUCCAAAUCGUGCUUUUGGUGAUUUGAUUGCUGCUUCUGGAAUCACCGAUGACAUGCUUGACAGUUUGAUUGCAUUGAAAGACUUUGAAGGGGUUGAUGGGUUGCCCCCCCUUAGUGUAAUAGAAGACAUACGGUAUGAGAAGAAUACUACAAAAUCCACUAGAGCUGAAAUGGAGCGUCUAAAGCAAGAGGAAGCUGCCAAAGCAAGAGUGAGACAAGUAGAUGAAAAAGGACGUGCUUAUGGAACAGGAAGAAGAAAAUGCAGUGUAGCCCGUGUCUGGGUUCAACCUGGUAAUGGUAAAUUUGUAGUUAAUGAUAAAGAAUAUGAUGUCUAUUUCCCUGUGCUUGAUCAUCGCGCUGCUCUCCUUCGACCUUUCUCUGAGACAAAGACAUUGGGGCUCUGGGAUGUCAAUUGUACUGUGAAAGGAGGUGGUGUUUCAGGACAAGUUGGAGCUAUACGAUUGGGAAUCAGCAGGGCUUUGCAAAACUGGGAACCAGAUUUGCGACCUGCUCUUAGAAGUGCUGGUUUCCUGACAAGGGACUCACGAGUGGUAGAAAGGAAAAAGCCAGGAAAAGCCAAAGCAAGAAAAAGUUUCCAAUGGGUCAAGCGUUAAUACUAGGACCAUCUUUCACUGGAUGGCGAUUUUUGUAUCGAAUAUUUCCUUAAUAACUUCUUGAAAUUUGUUCACCUUGUACUGCAUCAUCACCUUUGAUGUAAUCAACGAUUGAAUUUCAAUGACACAAAAAGAAAAUUUUGUUCACCUGGGAUUGUGAUAUGUUAUGAUACAGUUACUA
Gastrolobium bilobum is the source of this 1577-nucleotide messenger RNA. RefSeq names its product small ribosomal subunit protein uS9m. The record is from RefSeq and is a predicted model, not a curated record. NCBI's taxonomy places the organism in Eukaryota, Viridiplantae, Streptophyta, Magnoliopsida, Fabales, Fabaceae. Gene Ontology annotation, molecular function: structural constituent of ribosome; RNA binding. The transcript has 4 exons. Gene Ontology annotation, biological process: translation. Bases 143 to 1396 code for a protein of 417 amino acids. Gene Ontology annotation, cellular component: ribosome; cytosolic small ribosomal subunit.